AUGAAGCACAAGCCCGUCAACCCGCAAACAGCCUCUAGCCUCGACACGCUCAUGGGCGUGGAUGCGAGCAAGAAGCGCAAGGAACAUAAAGCACACGACGUCAAGCCCGAGACGGCAAGCAGCAUCUCUGAUCUCAUGGGUCUUGACGUCAAGGCGACGUCGCAUGAGAGGCAGUUGCGUGGGCGCGAAGAAGAAAGAUCCGAGAUCAAAGGAAAAGGUGCCAAAAUAGAUACCGUACUUGGCGCAACGGUGUCGGACGGCAAGAGUAGGGAAGGCUCCCGAGGUUAG
Messenger RNA from Pestalotiopsis fici W106-1, 288 nucleotides. RefSeq lists its product as uncharacterized. The record is from RefSeq and is a predicted model, not a curated record. The transcript has a single exon. The coding region runs from base 1 to 288 and encodes 95 amino acids. NCBI's taxonomy places the organism in Eukaryota, Fungi, Ascomycota, Sordariomycetes, Amphisphaeriales, Sporocadaceae.